Molecule: messenger RNA, 2502 nt
Organism: Coregonus clupeaformis (lake whitefish)
Lineage: Eukaryota; Metazoa; Chordata; Actinopteri; Salmoniformes; Salmonidae
Product: ribosome biogenesis protein NOP53-like
Exons: 12
Biological process (GO): ribosomal large subunit assembly; rRNA processing
Cellular component (GO): nucleolus
Molecular function (GO): 5S rRNA binding
Source: RefSeq, a predicted model, not a curated record
CUGAAAUACAUGAUCAAGAAAUUAAGAAAAGCGUGAUAUACUCCAUAAUGUGCGAUGUUUGUGAAAUUUCCUUUUAUUGCAUUGGCAGAUAUUGACCAUUUAAAUGUAUGACAAUUAUGGACUAAUUGAAGGUGUUUUAUGGGACUCAGAUGAUUCCACGUGAGUGGAAGACAAAAGGUAUAUCAUUGCAAAAUUAGCAAUUACUGGAUUUCUGUUACCUAUAGUUGUUCAUGUAAGAAAUCAAACAACUUAGAUUCUCAGAUGACAUUUCUUGGAAGGUUUGUGUAUUGUGACAAACAUUGCUUUAGUAUGAAUUGUUUUAUAUACACGUUUUAAAUAAAUAAAAACUAUUAAAAUACCUAGCAAGAAAUUAUCUUAUUAUCAUUUUAUACAUUUUGGGCCUACAAAUAUCUUAUUUCCAGGGGUGUUCUUUUUACACAAGCCCUCCUCAAGGUGGCGAUAGGGGCCCAUCAAUUCGUGCAGAACCUCAAUAGGGCAGCAUAAUCUACAGUUGAUCCAGCAUGGCGGUGGUUAAGAGACCCAAACGCGUGGCAGCGUCGCAGUCGGGAUUCAUAUCUUUAAAAUCGUCGGCCGACUCAGAUGACUUGAACAGUGGCCGGAGAAUGCGUGUGAAUAAGAAUAAGAAAAAGAAUUGGAACAAACACAGUGAUAUUCAAGAUAUUGAAGAGUUUUUGGAUGACGUGAGACUUCAGGAAAGAGCUACAGGAGGACUGAUAUCUGAGAAGCCAGAUGAUAGCCUGUUCUUUGUGGACAUCGGAGAGCAGAGAAAAAGUGUCCAGCCAGAAGUCCAAGAGGGGAAGAAGUCAAAGUCACAGCCCCUGAGGAUAGACCUGAUUCUGCAGCAUGACUCCCUUGUCCCUCCGCCUAAAGAUGUUUUGGCACACCAGCAACCGAACGCAAAGAAACUCCGCCGCAUUGGAGAGAAUGCAGAGAGAUUGGCAGCCAUGGGCGUGUUGCCACGGAGACAGAAACGGCUCUUGAACCGCAGACCGGCAACUACAACGUGAAAGGCAAAGACGGCGGCCAACAACUUCCCAGACAGACCCUAUUAUGACCUGUGGGGAGGAGAGGCCAUAGAGACAGCAGAUCCUUACUACCUUGAGCAAACAGGGAAAAGGCGUGUGAAGCGACCAGAGAAGCUCAAUGCAAAGCCCUCUAUUCUCCCAGCAGUGGAGGUCAUAGCCCCCGGAGGCUCCUACAACCCAGACUUCUUCUCCCAUCAGGCCUUGUUACUGGAGGCCCAUGAGGUGGAGGUGAAGCGGGAGAAAGCGGAACUGAGAAUAGAGAGACAGCUGGCUGUCAACCGAGAGGAUACCGCCACUGAGGAGACGGUCUUCCAGGAACAAGUGGAAGGGCUAGUGGAAGACGAUGAAGAAGAAGAUGAGGAGGAAGAGGAUGUUUCUAUUCGUGGCGGCUUGCAGCAGGAUAAAAAGACAGAGAAAGAAAGGAAGAGAGAGCGCACCGACAAGAUAAAGUUGCAACAGAAGCAGGCGGCGAGGGCGUUCACUGACAAGAAGCAGCAGCUCUUCCAGCUGCGCUCCAUCCAGGCGACACUGAAGAGGCGGGAGCAGCGGACCAGAGAGAGGGUGGCCCAGCGCAAGGCCAACCAGGAGGCAGAGAAGUCCAUGCCCCGACGUCUCGGCAGACUCAAGUUCCAGGCUCAGGAUCUAGAGAUCCAGCUGAGUGAUGAGAUUCCUGGAUCCCUGCGGACACUCAAGCCAGAGGGCAGUGUCCUCAAGGACCGCUUCAAGAGUAUGCAGAAGAGGAACAUGAUUGAGCCCAGAGAACGAGCCAAGUUCAAGAGGAGACACAAGGUGAAGUAUGUUGAGAAGAGGGCCUUCAAGGAGAUCACCUAGCGACCAAACCAACCUAUUGAACUGUUCAGGACUAUGUUGUCACUCACAACAACACAGCGGCACCCACCACCACUGAGUGACAGCCAGCCAGAGAGCUACUGUUUGCUCUCUCAAAAUGUCAUCUAUCAAGGUUGACAGAGUUGCCACCCUUUUUAAAUCUGUGUUGUUGGAAAAUAUUGAAGAUCCAAGUCCCCACGAUUUUGAAGAUUAUUUGCCGUGCCUUGAUAUUUUCACACACCUAUAUACAACAUGAACCAGCCCAACCCAGAUAGUGUCAUACAGAUUCAGGCUCAGUUCUAAUGCAUUUAGAGUUUAAAUUAGUUAUUUGGCAGGAUAUUUAAAUCCACUGACUCUGGGUUUGUCAACAUCAGUUGGGAACAUUGAAGGGUGCUGUCUCCCUCUCGUAGUUGGUAAUCUUGUCUUUUGCUCUUGCCAAACAUCAAGAUUAAUGCCCUCAUUAGAAGGGGUGGAUGCCUGAGUGAAUACGCAAAGCAAUUAAUGACAGACUUAACGUUUUAAAACCACGUGUCAAGAGUUGGACUUGUGUGCAACUGACUUGUGUCAGUUACAUCUAUUAUUUUGUACAAAAUCACUUUAUUUCAUUAAAGCAAGUUAUUUAUUGAAA